AUGUUAUCAUUGAAAAAUUAUUUUGUCAACAUAAACAUAUAUGAAUCACCGACUGAUUCAACAGCAGCUACAGAUGAAGAGAAAGAGCAUCAACGUCGAUCAAAUAUUAUUGCAACUCGAAUCUUUUUCAUUGUUUUCAUCAUCGUUCUAUUAGUACUCGGUACUAUUAUGAAAGCAAGAAGUCGAAAUACACUUAUAACAGUUGAAAAUCCGAGCGAAGAUCAAUUCAUAAAUUUGCCAUAUGAUGCUCAUUGUCCAUGUUCUCGUAUAUCAUUAACCUACGGUGAAUUUAUUUCAAUUCAAACUCGAUUUCAUCGCAUAUGUUCAAGUGAUUUUAUAUCUGAUCGUUGGAUUAAAACAAUUGAUUUUGGUUCAAAUAAAACGUAUUUUUUUAUUGAGGACUUUCGAACUGAGGCGAGUGCAAUAUUUCAAUUCCUUGAAAGUUUUUGUCGACUUUCAAAAGAUUAUGCUAUUCAAAGUAUUGAUUCAUUUAUUAAAGAUUUAUUUAUAAGUCAAGAAGUUUUAAAAGAAUCUGUAUUUGAAUCCCAAACAAAUGUCACUAUUCAUCAAUUUCAAUUAUCAUCACCUAUCGAAUUCUCAACAGAAUUAAAAUUAAUACAAAAAAUAACAACCGGAAGCCGUUUUCUAUCUGCUCUUCAGACUAAUUAUAUGCAAUGGUAUGCGUUUUCAUAUAAUAAUUUAGUUCCAAUUGUGAUCCAUAACCGAAUUCUCUGGGAUGGACAUUCUUCCUCAACAUGUUCUUGCCGGAUUCGUAUUGACUGUACCACCGAAUCAAUGAUAUUUAACGGAUUGAGAGCUGGUCUUGAGAUUUUUCCGCCUGAUGAUAUAAUAUUAAUGAAAAUUCCUGGAAUGGUGCACAGCUGUUUACCAAUAAAUACACUUCUUCUAUCAACAUUAGAAUGUUUCUACAAUCAAACAUGUUUAAAUGAUCUUUUUUCUUUCUUAUCUACAAAUGAAAAUUUUACAGCAAUGUCACAAUUCGAACAAAGUCGUUAUAAAUUAAAUUCAACAAUAGAAACUAUUAUUGAUAAAUUAAUGAUUGAAGAAUGGAUGAUCGAUAUUUCUUAUAAGAAAUAUUAUGAACAAUGCGCUCCACUCUCAUGUACUUACUUUAAGAAUGAGCAAUAUGGUUGGAAAUUUGUAUUGAUACAAUUAAUUGGUUUAUUAGGAUCUUUAACAAUGGUAUGUAGUUUUAUUAUAGAAAAUAUAGUUAACUUCAUUCGACGACGACCAUCUCAAAAUACAGAAUCAAUACCUUGUAAGUUUAGUUGUUUGUUUUAUUAA
Rotaria sp. Silwood2 is the source of this 1305-nucleotide messenger RNA. The record is from the annotation of a GenBank genome assembly. NCBI's taxonomy places the organism in Eukaryota, Metazoa, Rotifera, Eurotatoria, Philodinida, Philodinidae.